UUUAUUUUAUCUUCAAUAGCUAAGAACUGCGCUGAGCUGUACAAAUCUGGUCAAAGGGUCAGCGGUGUUUACACAAUCGACCCGGAUGGUUCAGGCGCCUUUAAUGUAUACUGUGACCAAACUACAACCGGUGGGGGAUGGACGGUGAUCCAGAAGAGAAUGGAUGGCUCAGUCGAUUUUAAUCGCACCUGGGAUGACUACAAGCAUGGCUUCGGUAACUUGGUCGGUGAAUUUUGGCUCGGACUAGACAAGAUAAAUCGCCUGACACGAAACAAGACAAGGAACAAGCUUCGAGUAGAUCUAGGAGUAAAAACUGGCAAAACUGUGCACUCUGAGUAUGGCUGGUUUGGAAUUGGGACCGAGACAGCUAAGUACUCGCUAAACCUUGGCAAAAUCAUAGGUAAGUAGACCGUUUUUUAGCAUUCAUCCCUCGAUCUUAAUACGUUACUCCUCUCUCAUCAAAAUCUCGAUCUAAAACUCCACGUGGUCGAAGAACGAAGUAGACCCACAUGUCCGGAUUGGUUCUUACUCGGUCGAGAGUUUGGUUCGAGUGCCACAUAAGAAACUUCUUACUAACAUUAUUUUAUUUAUUUAUUUAUUUAUUUAUUUAUUAAUUUUUUUUUUUACGGAAAACAACAAGUUUGAAAUUACAAAGACACUAUACGAACCCUUGAAUUAUGCGGAUUUCUUUUGUUCUGUUUUGAAACAGAUGCCACUGUUUCCAAUGAUUCCCUCGGUCCUCAUAAAGGUUCCGGUUUUGGUACCUGGGAUAAGGUUCCUGCUGGUUGUACUCAAAAAAUAGGAGGAGGCUGGUGGUAUGACAGAAGUAUUACUAAAUGUGCUAUUUUGUCAAAUCUCAAUGGUAUUUAUCCACGUUGUGGAAAAGAAACCUCGGCCGCUAUUCACUGGGGAUACUUAGAUUCUCGCAGUCCCAAGAGAAGCGCUCCAACAUCAACUGAAAUGAAAAUAAGACCAGUGGAAUUUAUGCAUGUGGCUUGA
Pocillopora meandrina is the source of this 999-nucleotide messenger RNA. NCBI's taxonomy places the organism in Eukaryota, Metazoa, Cnidaria, Anthozoa, Scleractinia, Pocilloporidae. The record is from the annotation of a GenBank genome assembly.